This is a messenger RNA of Drosophila mojavensis, 2027 nucleotides long. RefSeq names its product synaptic vesicular amine transporter (gene prt). Gene Ontology annotation, biological process: transmembrane transport; aminergic neurotransmitter loading into synaptic vesicle. Gene Ontology annotation, cellular component: synaptic vesicle membrane; terminal bouton. NCBI's taxonomy places the organism in Eukaryota, Metazoa, Arthropoda, Insecta, Diptera, Drosophilidae. Bases 241 to 1926 code for a protein of 561 amino acids. The record is from RefSeq and is a predicted model, not a curated record. The transcript has 6 exons. Gene Ontology annotation, molecular function: serotonin:sodium:chloride symporter activity.
ACACCACCUGUUGGUCAAAGGGCGCUAAAAUCUUUGUCCUUCACACAAGUAACUACGCCGAGUGAGGGUGUGUGAGUGAGUGAGUGCGUGUGUGUGAGUGCGCCCGCCUUAUAAUUGUGUAGCAUAUUUUGUGGCGCCUCGGUUAUUGGGCCAUAUGGCAGUGUAACUGUGUUUUCUGUGCAUUUGUGUGUGUGUGUGUGUGUGCUGCAUAUUGAUUUCGAUAAUUGGCGCGCGUCAGUCAUGUCGGAGAAGUCAACAAGUGGCGAGGCUGCGGCCAAGUUAAACAUCUCGGCCAGACGCAGCUCCAGCCAGCCCUCCAAUGCCAUUGAGAGUCGCUGCCUCAUUGCCGCAAUUGUGUAUAUAGCUCUGCUGCUGGACAAUGUGCUGCUGACCGUGAUAGUGCCCAUUUUGCCCGACUAUCUGGCCAGCCUGGAGCCGCCAACGUUUGAGGGCUACCGCAUUGAAGAGGGGGCCAUGCCAUCGUCGGCCCCUGCCCAGGCCCAUCAGAUGGCACAACGCAACGAGGAGCCGACACAGUUCUACAUGACCAAGCAUCCAAUACCUGGCAAAUCGAUGGUUAAUUUCACAACGCUGCAUCUGCUGACGUCCACGACGGCGACAACGCUGCUGCCCAGCGACCAUUUGGGCGGCACUAAUGCGACCGCAGCCACAAAGGUCGAUAGCCACAACAUGGCCAGCAGCAAUUUCAAUAGCAAUAACAACAGUGUGGGCCUGUCGCGAGAGAACGGCUCUAUUGGGCUGCUGUUGGCCAUGAAAGCACUGGUCCAAUUGGUUUUCAAUCCCAUUGUCGGUAAUCUGUCCAGCAAGUGUGGCUAUCGCCUGCCCAUUGUGGUGGGCACUUGCUUCCUUUUGAUCUCCUCCCUCGUGUUUGCCGUGGGCGAAUCUUAUUGGAUGUUGUUGCUGGCACGCGCCAUUCAGGGUGUGGGCUCCGCCUGCAUUGGGGUGUGCGGCAUGAGUCUGGUGGCACAGCAUUACCCGGAGGAGGCGCGCCGCUCCAAGGUCAUGGGCAUCGUUCUUGGCAGCAUUGCACUGGGUGUAUUGAUAGGGUAUCCGUUUGGGAGUAUUCUCUAUGAUAUGGUUGGCAAAUCGGCGCCCUUUAUAAUACUAUCGACCGUUAUAUUUCUGAGCCUGGGUAUGCAGCUGCUCACCAUGGACCUGUCCGUGCAGCCGGAGGUCUUGGCCUUCGAACAGAGCACCAAAUGGCGCGCGUUGCUCGAAUGCAAAAUGAUUUUGGCCAUUGUCAUCGCCAUUUGGUUGUCCACAUCCACAAUGGCCAUAUUGGAGCCCUGUUUGCCCAUCUGGCUGAUUCAGUAUCUCCAUCCGAACAAGUGGCAAUUGGGCACCGUUUUCAUACCGGAUUCCGUGGGCUACUUUGUGGGCACAAACUUUUUCGGUAGCGUCGCCUUUCGUUAUGGCCAGCUGAAAGUCUCCUGUCUUAGCCUGCUGCUGGUGGGCCUUGCGUCAAUUCUGAUACCCAGCGCCACAACUGUGGCGCAGCUCUUGCUGCCCCAUUUUGCUCUGGGCUUGGGCAUUGGGGUGAUUGAUGCGGCCUUGGUUCCACUCCUGGCUACCUUUGUGGAUGCCACACUGGCGCAUGAUGACAGCGGCGAGGCUAGAGGCACUAGAUCCAGCUACGGCACCGUCUAUGCCAUACAACAGACCUCCGUAAGCUUGGCGUAUUGUCUGGCUCCUUUGAUUGGCGGAGAGUUGGCACAGAGCUUUGGCUUUGCCUGGCUGAUGCGUAUUGUGGGCCUAUUCAAUAUACUGUACGGACCAAUACUAGUUUACAUAUAUCAGAAAUAUGAUCCAAAGCGAGUCAGAGAGCAGCAGAAUGAGCUGCUUAUGCAGAGCAGUGGGCGUGGCUCCCACUAUAAGCAGCUGUACAACUCCAUGGACCUGGAAUAAGCACUGCAAUCAAUUGAAGCCAAAGCAAUACAUUUCAUACACUUAUCACUCAUCGCCAUCAAAUCAAGCAUUAACUUAGCAUAAAUAACUACAUAUAUAAA